Messenger RNA from Lodderomyces orthopsilosis Co 90-125, 1689 nucleotides. RefSeq names its product Gyp1p (gene GYP1). Lineage: Eukaryota; Fungi; Ascomycota; Pichiomycetes; Serinales; Debaryomycetaceae. The transcript has a single exon. Gene Ontology annotation, biological process: activation of GTPase activity. Gene Ontology annotation, molecular function: GTPase activator activity. Gene Ontology annotation, cellular component: Golgi apparatus. The record is from RefSeq and is a predicted model, not a curated record. The coding region runs from base 1 to 1689 and encodes 562 amino acids.
AUGGGGAAAAAGAAACAAGAAAUGGCACAGGUUUACAAUGGUUCUAAAAACGAAUUCAUAUUCGGAGAGCAAGGGGGCAAAGGUAAAAACCUAUCAUCAUUUUUAAAGAAUUUGUCAUUAACAGGAUCCAGCAACAACAACAGCCAGGAAUCAAUAGAUGAAGUAAACAGCACCAUUUAUGGGAGUUUAUCUUACAAGAAGGGAAGAAAUGGAUCCAAUCCCAUGUUAAGUCAUGGUUCAGGAUUUCCAACACAACCACCAAUCAAAAGAACCGUGUCAAUGGGGUCAUCUUUUGGAAGCGACCAUCACAAAGAAUCAUCUCCUAGGUCCUCAUCAAAAGGCGAAAGACAUGUGAAGGAAAAAUACACUGAUUUGGAUGAUGACUGGAAUGCAGAUAUACAGGACGAAGUAUCCAAACCUGUUGUGCCGCCGCCAUUAUUAGAUUCAUUAUACCCCGACUUGACAGUACCAAUGAGUGUUCCACAAUCCAGUACCAGCCAGUACUUGGACGAAGAGGAUUACAAAACUAAAACCGAGAUUAGCAAACUUAACCAAUUGAAGUUCAAAUAUGCCAAAUUCAAAUCAGUAUUAUCGUCAGAGAGCAUCAUCAACAUUCAAGAGUUGCGACGCUUGUCGUGGAAUGGUAUACCCAAUGAUCUUAGAGCAUUAUCAUGGCUGCUACUUUUGGGAUAUCUACCGACAAACAAAUCCAGACAAAGUUCAACUUUGAAGCGCAAACGUCAAGAGUAUUUAGAGGGCAUCAGUAAUAUCCUGGUAAGUUUCGACGAAAAUUCAAAACCAGAAGUAAGUUCAAAUGGCAACAGAGAAGGACUUAUUUACCACCAAAUUAAUAUAGAUGUUAAACGAACCAAUCCAUCAAUCAAAUUAUAUGCAUACCAGAGCACACAAAUGUCACUUCGAAAGAUUUUGUUCUUGUGGGCCAUGAGACAUCCAGCAAGUGGGUAUGUGCAAGGUAUCAACGACUUGGCCACUCCAUUUUAUCAAAUAUUUUUGAACCAUUAUCUAUGGCAACUACAGAGAAAACAGUCAAAGGACCAUAAGGACGAUAGCGACAGUGACGUGUUUAUUCCGGGUUAUUUGUCAGAUGGCUACGACGAAGAGGAAAAUGCGUUGCUUGCGGACAUUAACUUAGGAGAUUUUACCAUCAGCAACUUUGACACGGGCAAGUUGAGUCAAAGAGCCACAACAGUCAUUGAGGCAGAUACAUAUUGGUGCUUGUCGAGAUUACUUGAAAAUAUUACCGAUAAUUACAUCCACGAACAACCGGGUAUCAUAAGACAAGUCAAUGAGCUAAAAAAUUUAGUUUCAAAAAUUGACUAUGACUUGAUUAAACAUUUUGAUGAGGAAGGGGUAGAGUUUUUGCAGUUUUCUUUUAGGUGGAUGAAUUGUUUGCUCAUGAGAGAACUUCCUAUUGACCUAAUUAUACGAAUGUGGGAUACGUAUUUGAGUGAGCAACCAUUAGGAUUCAGUACUUUCCAUACAUAUGUUUGUGCUGCAUUUUUAAUAAAGUUUAGUGGAGCUUUAAAACAGAAGGAUUUUCAGGAGAUUUUAUUGUUUUUGCAAAGCCCACCCACAUCAAAUUGGAAGGAGAAGGAUGUUGAGCUUAUGCUUAGUGAAGCAUUCAUGUGGCAGACUUUGUACAAGGGCGCAGCAGCCCAUUUGAGGUGA